ACCUGUAAGUUUGAAUUAGGUAGCGAGAGAAAGAGAAAAAGAGAGAGAGAGAUAGAGAGAGAAUUCUGUCUCAAAAGACCCUCUGCCUUUAGACAGUUAGGUUUUAAGAAAAAAUUAUGAUGGCCACAAAAGGUUGGAAGGUGGUAAAGCCUCAUGUGCCGAUGAUUAAAUUUCGUAAAGGUGGAAUUACUAGAGCAAGUGGAGGUGCAACAGCCUCACCGUCUGCGCAUUCAGGGGCGACGUCUCAGCAAACUAUUGGCGGUGCAACCGGUCCCAACGUAACUGUUUUGCCAACAAUAGAAGAUAUUUACCUUCCCCGACGAUUCCAAAGACGACCAAUAGAUGAGAAAGAAAUUGCAUACAUUAAUAGAGGUGGUCCGGAAUAAAUUCAUCAACCUGUGAAGCACUAUCAAACCUUAGAAGCUUGUAAACAAGUCAUUUGCAUCGUAAGUUCAUUUAUACAAUGUAUUCUGUAAAUAAAUGAAAUCAAAACAGGCAA
Megalopta genalis is the source of this 499-nucleotide messenger RNA. The record is from RefSeq and is a predicted model, not a curated record. NCBI's taxonomy places the organism in Eukaryota, Metazoa, Arthropoda, Insecta, Hymenoptera, Halictidae.